GGCGGGCGGCCGAGGCAGAGGAGGGCAGCAGCCACCGCGGUUGCCGCCGCCGCCGCUUUAAAGGCUCCCGGCGCGGCGCGGCGCGGCACCCGCGCUCCCGGCCCGGCGCGGAGAGCCGCGGAGCGGGGCAGCGCCGCGCUCUGCGCCGGCCCCGGCUUGGCGGCUCCGCCGCUGCCUCCCGCCCGCCCAGGGCACCCGCGGCCAUGCGAGGCGGCCGCCCCCGCGCCCGCCCAGCUCGGCGCUGCCCGCCGCGGCUGCCCGCCGCCCCGCGCUGAGCCCGCCGCCGCCCCGCGCCCGGCCCGCGGCACCAUGUCCCGCCGCAAGAUCUCGUCGGAGUCCUUCAGCUCGCUGGGCUCGGACUGCCCGGAGACGAGCCCCGAGGAGGAGGGCGAGUGUCCCCUGUCCCGCCUCUGCUGGAACGGCAGCCGCAGCCCCCCCGGCCCCGCUGACAUCCCCUUCGCCGCCGCCGCCGCCGCGGCCAGCGCCGGGGCGCGCCGCGCUCCGCGCCGCCGGCGGGUCAACCUGGACUCGCUGGGCGAGAGCAUCCGCCGCCUGACGGCCCCCGCGCCUCAGACCAUUCGGCAGACUCUUCAAAAGACACUGCAGUAUUUUGAGCAUCAAGUUAUUGGUUACAGAGAUGCAGAGAAGAAUUUUCACAAUAUAUCAAACAGAUGCUCCUAUACAGACUGCUCUGGCAAUGAAGAAACUGAAGAUGUCUCAGGAAUUCUCCAGUGUACUGCUAAUGUGCUUGGUCUGAAGUUUGAGGAAAUGCAAGAAAAGUUUGGGGAGGAAUUCUUCAAUAUCUGCUUUGAGGAGAAUGAAAGAGUUCUUCGAGCUGUAGGUGGGACCCUUCAAGACUUCUUCAAUGGCUUUGAUGCUUUGCUGGAGCAUAUUAGAACUUCAUUUGGAAGACAGGCCACCUUGGAAUCUCCUUCUUUCCUAUGCAAAGAACUCCCUGAAGGCAAUCUCAUGCUUCAUUAUUUUCACCCCCAUCAGAUUGUGGGAUUUGCAAUGACAGGAAUGAUAAAAGCAGCAGCAAAGAAGAUUUACCGCUUGGAAGUAGAAGUAGAACAGGUCACAAAUGAAAAGUUGUGUUCAGAGGGGACAAACCCAGGGAACUGCAGUUGUUUGACUUUCCUUAUCAAAGAACAUGAAAAUGCAAAUACCACAAAAGCACUUCCACCAGGAACUUCCCAGUCCCCCUUAGACCUGAGGAUUAGUAUCAGCACCUUCUGCAGAGCUUUCCCCUUUCACCUGAUGUUUGAUCCAAACAUGCUCCUUCUCCAGCUUGGAGAAGGUCUUAGGAAGCAGCUCAGAUGUGACACUCAUAAAACGCUGAAAUUCCAAGAGUGCUUUGACAUAGUCUCUCCUAAAAUCAGUGCCACUUUUGAACGAGUUCUCCUGAGGUUAUCUACACCCUUUGUCAUCCGGACCAAACUUGAGGAUUCUGAUUCUGAAAGUAAAGAUAAGGUGAUGGAAAUUAAAGGACAAAUGAUUCAUGUGCCAGAAUCAAACUCUAUAUUGUUUCUGGGUUCCCCCUGUGUGGACAAGCUGGAUGAGCUGAUGGGCCGAGGCCUCCAUCUUUCGGACAUUCCUAUCCAUGAUGCUACUCGUGAUGUCAUACUGGUUGGGGAGCAAGCAAAGGCACAGGAUGGCUUGAAAAAACGAAUGGAUAAGCUGAAGGCAACACUAGAAUGUACACACCAAGCCCUGGAAGAGGAGAAGAAGAAGACAGUAGAUCUCCUUAUUUCCAUUUUCCCUGAAGAGGUGGCUCAGCAGUUGUGGCAGGGGCAGCAGGUUCAGGCCAGGAAGUUCGAUGAUGUCACCAUGCUCUUCUCGGACAUUGUUGGCUUCACUGCCAUCUGUGCUCAGUGCACGCCCAUGCAGGUCAUCAGCAUGCUCAACGAGCUCUACACGCGCUUCGACCACCAGUGUGGAUUCCUUGACAUCUACAAGGUGGAAACAAUAGGUGAUGCGUACUGCGUUGCAGCAGGGCUCCAUAAGAAAAGCCUUAGUCAUGCCAAAGCCAUUGCCCUGAUGGCACUGAAGAUGAUGGAGCUUUCAGAAGAGGUUCUCACUCCAGAUGGAAGCCCGAUUAAGAUGAGGAUAGGCAUUCACUCAGGUUCGGUGCUGGCCGGCGUGGUUGGUGUGAGAAUGCCGCGCUAUUGCCUCUUUGGGAACAACGUCACCCUGGCCAGCAAGUUCGAGUCAGGAAGUCACCCACGCCGCAUCAACGUCAGUCCCACCACCUACCAGCUUCUGAAAAAGGAAGAAAAUUUUAUUUUUAUCCCUCGUUCCCGUGAAGAGCUUCCAGAAAACUUUCCAAAGGAAAUUCCUGGGAUCUGUUACUUCCUGGAGGUCAGAAGUGGUCAGAAGCCGCCAAAACCUUCCAUCACAUCUGCCAGAGUGAGAAAGGUGUCUUACAACAUCGGCACCAUGUUCCUCCGGGAGACCAGCCUAUGAGGCCUGCUGCAGAUCAAAGACUUGUCAAAAAAGCACAAGCCCAGAACUGGGUCAUGACAGGGGAGUUGGAGGUUCUUUGUGUUUCACUGCCUUCUGCUGAGCAGGCAGUAAAAAGCUCCAUGUAAAGUCAGGCAAUAAUCAUUUUAAAAGGUGGGUAACUGCUGUCAGUAAACAAGGUGGAGAUAGGGAAAAAAAAUUAAACAAUGUACUUCCACUUCCAGAGGAAUUUCUUUCAUAAACUUCAGUCUGGCCCCUCUAUGGCAAACAAAACAACAAAACAAAACCCCAACUCUCAAAUUAGAGGUUGGUCUGGUUUUGUGCAGAAAGGAUGAUGGUUCUCUGUAGAUUUGCACCAGCUAAGCAGAAUUGAGAGUCAGUUCUGAUUAUGCAUUCCUAUAUUUAAUGUGUUCUUCAGUAAGGUAAUGAUGUUUUUUAACUUUAUGAACAAGCAUUUCAUACAUAUACUGUAGAGCUAUUGUAACCUUCCUGGCAGGAGGAAUUAUGACUCAAUACAAAUAUUGUAGGAAUUUUACCUAUUUUUAUACAUAUUUCACUUUCUGGAUAAUUACAUUCCACAUACUGUAAGCUGAGUGAGCUUAGAUAGCUUUUCAGAAGAAGUUACUGUAUAUUUCAUACAUUCUACCUAUCAAAACUUAUUGUUAUACAAGUGGGAAGAAGGCAUUUUUUGACUUUUUUGGCAACAAAAAAACCCAAAACAAUAUUUACAGAAUAAAACCCCCACUUUGAUAAAUCACUUUAUCUGGUUUUUAUGCUAAAGCUUUAGAUGAGCACUGUCUUCUUAUAUAAAAUAAUGUUCAGUAUUUGUCCUACAGUGUUGUAUGUCCAGUCCUUCCAGGACAAUGUAAACAAAGUGCAGAAGAUCAAUGUGUGGAUAAACAGAAAAGUUCUCUUCAAUGGGACUUGUUUUCCCUCUAAAUUAUCAGCCAAACUGAUUUUCAGUAAAAGCCCUGAACUUCACUGAAAAUUUGGUCUUGUGAAAACUUAUUCUGAGGAAUUCCAGCAGACACUGGAAGCUCUCUGGAUACUGGUUUUCCACAUUUUUUAAUAGGACUUGUGUUCCUAGUCAAGAUUGAUUGUUGAAAAUCCAUUCUGUUAAUAAUGAUUGCCCCUUUGGAAACUUCCUCUGUUGUUGGAUUGGCCGAAGGUCCCCUGCUUUAUCUAGUUAAGAUAAAAAAAACACCAAAAAGAGAAAGGCAGUACUUUUCCAGCUUUUCCAGGUUUAAUGAAAAUGGCAGUUCAAGAUUUUUGUUAGUCCAAGACAAUUAAAAAAAAAAAAAAAAACAACCAAAAACAAUAACAACAGCAACCAUAAAAAAAAAAAAAGAUCAAAAAAAGAGGCCAAUUUGCUGUUGAAAAUUAUUACAGUGUUAUUGUCUUCAAUUAAUCCACUUCAAGCAAGAUGUGUAUUUGGAACAUUUUCAGGCAUUGUUUAUUUCUCAGGUUUUCUUUUUCACAAGUAGUGGUGGUCAGUUUUCCUGUGUGGGUGUGCUGCCUUUGGAUCAUACUGGGGUGGGUGAUGUUGUGAGUUUGCAGAUUAGUUGUUAGCUUGCUUGUUAGUUAAAAUCUGUGCCGUGAUUCCAAAGUGGCUUAGCUGCACAUGGACCUUUAAUCCCUUUAAUCAAAGAUAAGACUCAGCAGCAACUAGGAGUCAUGAGAUACUCUGCAUUUCUCUAAUUCAGAACAGAAAUGAGUUUGCUUAUGGAUUUAGUAAUCAUAACAUGAGGCACCUCUUGAAAAUAAAUAAAUAACUUUCACCGCAUUUCAAGAUUGUCCAGCUGGAUCUUUCUGUGAAGGGAAUGACAGUUCUCUAUUUGUCCCCUUUGACCAGUAGCCCCUGUGAGUCUGCAUGGCACUGCUAGCCUGUGCUGAGAAUGUUUCAGGAUUCCUUUCCAUGAAGCCUUUCUGGGUGAGGAAGGACUGUCUUGAACCUUUACCGAUUUCAGCAUGCAGACAAUGUCUGAACUUAUUAUGCAGGGGUGAGUUCUUCCUAGCCUGAGGAGGGUAGAUGCAUGGGAAUUAGCCCAGAAACCUAUUUUAUUACAAAUUCCCUCACUUUCUAGUGGGAUACUGAUGUUAAAGAUUUCUUCCAUUGGUAUUAGAGCAUUCUUGGGAUUAGAGGAGUUAUUUUUUUAUCUACCAUGAUAAACAGCAUAUGGAGUUCUGUGGCCUAUCUGAAAAAUUACUUAAAAAAACUGUUCAAGCUUGAGAUUGUGAAAUAUCCAUCCAAAUUACAGAUCUGAGAAUUUCCUGCACAGGAUGACAAGUUUUAUCCUAUAGCCAUUAGUUUGCACAUAGACAGGAUGUAGCAUGCAUUUUUUUUACCCUGGGAACGCCAGUGAGAUGUGUAAGAAUCAUAAAUGGAUCAAAGUUCAUGUUUCACCACUGAAAGAGGAAUGCCACUUCCCAGCUAAUAAAUCCAUAGUUCUGAAGUCAUUACUUAGUUCCCUAGAGUGAAUUUUUUUCAAAUAGCCUUUAGAUUUAGAUUUCAGUCUGACUUCUCUGGCACAUCUUCAUUGUUCAGUAGUUGCUGAUGCCAGAAUCCCAGCCUAUCUGGCCAAGCUCUUUUUCUCUUCUCACCACCCACAGUCCUAUGUGAAGAGUACAAACUUAGAGGUUUAGACCAAAAGCUUAUAGUUCAAUAUCUUGUCUCACAGUUGCCAGUAAGAAAUGUCUAGAUUAAUCUGCCUUUGAUCUUGAUCAAUGGAAGCAUUUUCAUAGUGGAUGAAGGGUAAAUGCUAGUUUUACUGCAAAUUGGAGCAGCUAUCAAAACCAUUUUGUAUCACCUUCCUCAUCCUCUCAGAGACUUUUUGUUGUAUAAAAAGAUAUAAAAUCAGAGAGAUCUAUGUGUGAACUGAAAAUUGAUAUCAUCAUGAAUACAUUGAUAGUGUUUUCAAAUAAGUCAUCUCACUCCCCAAAUCAGAGUACACUGACUGUAUAAAAAUAUGCAGUCUUUGUUUUUCAUAAGCUUAUGUAAAGGUAACAUAUCUAGAACUGCAGUGCAGAUGCUAGGUAUUAUGUUAUUUGUGUUAUGAUGAGGGAUGUUAAUGAAAAAAGUGUGGGCUCUCUGGGGACUUUUUUUAUGUCAAUGUGAGGAAAGUGUAAAACAAAUUCUCAGCACUUUCUAAAUUAGUAGUUGCAUCUGCUGCCUUUCAUAUUAGGUUGCAAGCUUAUUUUGUUGGAUACCUUUACAAAGUUAAAUGACACUUAUUAUCCAGAUUGAUGUUGUCAUGUCAGUUAGGUGGUAGUCAGACUGAACAUUUCUCCAACAGCACUUACUUCUAAUGAUAGGGAAAAGGUUCUAAUUUUCCUGACGUUGUCUUCAUAAAUAGAAAGGUUCUCAGAAUUUUGUACCUUGAGAUGAUUAGGUGGAGAGGUUAGAGGUGCUGAAAUGAUUACAAAAAUCAUAUACUCUAAUUGGAAUUUUCUUUCAACUUUUUACUUCCUAUUAAACAGAUGAUCUUUGGCUCCUCUGGGUAAGAAUUUACAUUCUUGUGUUUCUUCACAUAGCUGCAAGGAGCCACAACUGCUGUCUUGAGUUUCUGUGCAGAACAAAUCCACCCUCUCUGAAGAGAGAAGGAGGAGAUCUAUCUGUGUUGCAAGUACAAGGCACAAGGAAGGUGAUGUGAGGACCCCCCCUAGCUGGGUUCAUCGAUCUCUUUGUGGCCAGUUGCUUUACAAAAAUCAGGAGGCCAAAGUAAAGAGAGUGAUUUCCUUAGAACACUUCUUACAGAUCUUGUGUCAGAUUUUUCCAUCUGCUUGAAGCUCCCCAUCACACAGACUUUUCUGUGAUGCACUUCAUACAGAUCAUGAACUCAGAGCAAAAGGAAAUAGUGAUGAAGUGGUAGGAUGGUGGAUAAACUUUGUUCUGCAUCCCUCUGGUAAAAUUUGCCAUUCAAAGACAAAAGCCUCUGCAUGGGAGAAUUGCUACUAAGCCAGGACUCUCAAAGUGUGGUUUUCUUGCAGGAUCCCAAAGGAUAUUUCAUUUUUAAUUCUAGAGAGCCAGUAGUCAUUAACUGUGAUUGUGGUUUUGGCUUCUCUGCUCAUUCCCACAUUCAGUUUCAGAUCUGAGUCUGUUUUGAAGCCUGGAAACACGCCUCUGCAAACAGAAGACCAAAGCUCUUAAAACCUUGGAAAUCUUGUAUGGGAAUUGCCUGUUUUGAAUGCUUGUCAUUGAGUCACUACUGAUUGGGUCCAUGGCAGUUCAUGUGUGUGCACAUGCCAUUUCACAGUUGUGUCUCCUCUUGUGCUUACAGUGUUCCCUACCAAGCCCAGCAGUAGGAUUGCUUAUGUUUAACAUUCAUCUUCCAUUUUUUCCUGUACAAAGCAAGCAGUGCAAAACCAUGACAUGCUGCAUGCAUUUAAAAGUAUCAGCACUGUGCUAAGAUGUAAACUCUGAUAACCAAUUUCACAUUGUAUAUUUCUUGCUCUGAAUAGAUCCUUCUCUCAGGCAAUUUAAAAAUGAAUGAGGAAAAAAAUAGCACCCAAAACUGCUGUGUUGAAUUGAAAAUGAGUCUGAGACCUGCAUGGGUUGUUGGAGCAAGUUGAAUUGCUGGGUAGCUUUCUGAUUCUUGAGCUGCCACAAGCUGUCACAUGUACAUGCUUCAUGCAGACAGUCCUGUCAAGAAGUCUGUAAUCCAGCAGCAGGGACAUCUGAGUUUUCCUCUUCUAGUCUGAGGCCACUACCUCACCUCUGCUGAGUGCUCAGAGCUCAUUGAGGAGAGCUAGCUCCCUGUCCUAAUGCAGUCUCAGAGCUUCUGGCUUCCUUUCUGGAUCCUGGCGAUCUUUUGCAAAAUCGUGCAUGUGUAGUAUUGGAAACAGCAGCGUGCUUAAAUUAGCAACAAAACAAAAAGCUAAAAAAAGCGUGUCAAACUCAGAGACAGUUGGUUCCUUUCCCUUGAGGUACUACAUUAUUCAUGAUGCUGUACAGGAUUGAGGGUGCCAGUGACAGGAGAGGCUAUGGAUGAGUUGAAGAUGCUGAGUGUGCAGUAGACUCAACAAGUAGGAGUUGAUCGGCUUCUGCUACUGUUAAUAAUUCCAUCAUCUUGCAUGCUAUGCUCUGCUCUUGUCAAGGUUCUGCUCUCCAAAAGAUUUCCACUUACCUUCCCUUAGCACACUGUAUGUGACAUAGCGGAUAAUUCCCAUUGUUGUUCUGAUUACCAUAUAUUGUUGACACAGCUGCUGACACCUAAAGAAUAACUGGGGUUAAAGGGCUGAUCUUACUCUUCUUGCAGCAAAAACAAAACUGCUACAGUGACACAGCAGGCACUCACAUCCUUAGAGAGGGAAAAGGCUGCAGUGCAAGUUAUCCCUCAUGGAUUUGGGUGAAGUCAGUGCAGUAACAGCCCAUGGCAUGCUUUUAGCUUUCACAAGCACCAAAUUUAUCUGUACAGAUAGGAGUUACUCCUUAACCACGUUAUUCAUUUGCAAUGCAUGAGCAGGCUUACAACAAAAAUCUGUGAAGUGUUUAACCUCAUAUACAUGGUUGAUCUUUUGUGGCUUGGCUGUUAAUUGUGCUUGAAAGCAAGAGAGACAGUGAAACUGAGGAAUGCAGCAAUUCAGUCACAGGCAGCAGAUCAUUCACCUCUGCAGAUGCUAACUUGCUCCUGUGGCUUAGAAAGGUUGACCUCCAGUUAUCUGUGGUCCAGGUUAGUGUCACUGUGUCACUGUAGCAACAAAAUGGGCUCUGAAAACGGCAUGAAGCAUCUCAGUCUGCUUCCCUCUGGGCUGGGGUUCACAUUAGAGAGCCUAAUGCAACAUGUGAUGCAAAGUGGCAACUUUGCUGGCAGCCUUAACAGAAGGAUCAGUAGAGGCAGAUGUUAAACCAGCUGUUUGCUCCAGGGAUUUUAGUUUCCAGAGCCAGAGUGAGGCUGAACGUGCUUUAAUUCAGACACAAAGAAAAGAGAGGAUUUCAGAGAAAUAAGUGUCUUCCUUGGCUAGCAAGGAGGCAGUGGAAUUAACAUGAAUCAAGAAGGACAUGCUGAUUACCUUGGCUGCAGCAGCGCCUUCAGCUCUCUGGCCCUCUUUGGCAUUCCAACAAUCAAAGUUUCUUUUGAAAACUGGAGGACAGGUAAGCACUUCAGGCACUUAGCCCCUCUGCUUUAGAAAGUGUUUGAGGCUGCCUAAAUGUUUGAGUGUGCUUAACUUUCUCAGUGACCACGAAUGGCAAAUUUAGACUAGACAUCUGUUUUUUAAGAUGGCCAGGAUAAGGGAGACUGAUCCCACUGAAUUACAUUCUUUUCAGCCCAAGUGCUGUGUCUCAGAUCUUCUGUUGUACUGCUUUUCAGCAUCUUGCACUGGCCAAAAUAAAUUGAAUAGAAAUAAGUGUCAGAGGGAUAGAUAAGCAUAUUCCAAGACGAGUAAAGUGUUACCACUGUAGCCAUGGUGACUGUUGCGAACAUGGGCUACUGCAGUUCUGCAAAUCCCUCCUGGUGUCUGAAGCCUUUUGCACAUGAUACAGCACUGCCAGCCACAGCUCUGGGAUGCCAUUAGGAGUGUGAUUUAGAAAAGGUUUUGAGCUUUGAGCCCCUAGCCCAUAAAGCCUCUAGGCUUUAUGCAAAAUCUGUGUGCCACGUUCACCUGAACUGUAUGCCAGAAUGCCUGCAUAAACAUUAUCCUGUAGUCAAGGUGGUAAUAACACAUACAGAUUCUAAAGAACAGAGAGAUAGCUGCCAGGUUAUCACUAACACACAUUUUUUGUGCUUUUGUGAAUUUGUUGGCCCAGAAUUAACUUUCUAUUAACAGAAGGUGCCACACUGAGCUUCUUUUUUUCUAGGUAAUUAUUCCUUAGCAAUACUCUCUAAUGAUUACUCUUGAAGCAAUAAAUAAAGCCAUGCUAAUCUCUUCUGUGUAGGCUCCUGUGCAACACCUAUCACCUUAACAAACCACUUUUCAGUGGGACAUUAAAUGGCAGAUUAACACCCUGACAUGUACUGCUUGUCUUUCCAUCCUCUUCCUCAAAGAAGAAGAGCAUUUAAUGGAAUAAUUUGAUUUUUGAGGUGUUGUUUUUUUCUUAGUUUUCUAAAAGUAUAUGUUGCUACUCACUUAUAUAAGUAAGAGCAAAAUCAGAACUAUGGACCAGAAUUAGGAAAGAGUUCUGGAUGUAAACAGUAUUUUAGAAGACUGUCCACUAAGUAAGACUAGUCUCACAUUCUAGAAACAACAGUAGGGGUAAUAGAUGUAAGAUAUACCCAGGAAUGAUAAAUAGGAGUAAUAAACCAGGCAUGUGUAUACAAUGGAUUACUUUUGUUUUAUACACAACACUAAAUAGAUGCUUAAACUGAUUAAUAACCACAGAGGGAAAAUACUGUUUAAUCCAUUUUGGCAUUUGUUUAUUACCAGUAUAUCCCUAAGGCAUUAUUUUUUCCUUCCCUAAUGAGAUUGGAACAUACUGCUGAAUCAAUAUCAGAGUUUCUGAACUUAUUGCAAAAGAACAAGCUUAGGAAUAAAUAACCAUCAAGGAGAGAUUUUUUUAGAUGUGAGCCAUUGCAUGAGAGAACAGAUCAUAUGGAAAAGAAAAAGGAGGUACUGACAGGUAUAUUUAUUUUUGAAGUUUCUAUGGCACUUCUAUUUGAUCAAAAUCAUUCUGAAACGGUACACUGAAAGCAUGGCUUCCCAGUUUGGAAUCUUUGCAUUUCCUACAAAGAAGCAGGUGGUUUUUAAAUUCACAUUAAGGGUCAUACUCUCAAUCCCAUUUUCUCUGCUUAAACACAACCUCUUUCUGAAAGCUGAAUCUUUGCUGAGUGAUCCUGAGGUUCUAGAUGCCUAAAUAAGUUUUGGAAAUGUGGGUUAGAAAUACCCCUCUAAAUUGAGUCCCACGUGCUUGUCAGUGUUUAAGUGUAUAAACAUUCCUCUCUGGAAACUUCUUGUAGGUCCUGCAAGUGUAUAAAUAAGAAGCAUCUGAAGAAAGUGAAGUCUGUGUGUAAGAGAGGGCAGCUGUACAUAGAUGUGCUGCUGAUGUUAGCUUUCAUCUAUUUGGAAGCUGGAUGAUGCAGAGAUUAUUCAUACAAAGUGCAAGAAAGUGUUGCACAAAGUGUCAUGAACUCUGAGGGAGUAAAGUUGAAUUUUAGAGUCUAUAAUCCUUAAAGUUUUAGUGGAAUAGCAUGAGAAAUGCAUAGUUUUUGAGUUUUGUUUUUUUUUUAUUUUAAGCAAGAGUUAAAUCUCUACUUACAGAGAGAAAUUGUGGGGGGGUAAAAGAAAAUCUAGAAAGUCUAAAUGCAAAAUGCAACUAGUGUCCUGCUUUUUUGUAUUAUUUGGCUUGUCUGGAGGUAGGAAUAAGAAUUCCUCUAUGAGUUUCAAUACUGAAUGCAACACUAGAUGUGAAACAGGGCAAGGGAGGUACUUUGCCAACUGGAAAUUUGGAGGUGGUAAUAAGAAUGUCUUUUAAAAAGUAUACAGGGAUAAAUGUUUUCACUUUUUUAAAAAAUGGAGACUGCUUUGCUCUGUAAGUGCAUAUUGUUUAGAAAUACCUAAACAGAAGGAAAGCUUGGAAUACUGGUGUAUCAUAAUAAAAAGGUACAAAGUCUAUGAGAUAAUCUGCAGUUGACACCCUUCCUUCAGAAACAGUCCUAUAUAUGGAGUUUUCAAGUGCACAUUCAACCAAGAGUCGUCUCUAAUAAAUUUCCAAGGAAGUAGUAUUUUAUCCAGCAGCUUCUGCAGAAAUGUCAUGCAGAUCAUGUUGGGUAAGGCCAAAAUUUAACUCAGUUGUUUGGAGCUUAGUAAGAGAUACAGAACAUCCCAAAGCCAAUCUUUAAAUGUGCUUACUGACAGGACAGCAUUGUGCCUUUUACUGAGGUCUAAACAAAACCCAUUCUAGAUUAAACUCCCAUCCUAAUAUAUGACAUUUAUACUGCCUUGAUGAAAAUUAGGACUUCACUAAGUUUCACACAUUAAUGUCUUUGAUGCAAGAAUAUUCCUUAUUAUUCUUAUGUCUCACUGUGUCCAAGUUGCAUUGGGGUCCUCUAGAGAACCAAGGGUUUGGGGAGUUGCUGUAAAUAUGAGUGAAAUUCAGCUGAUCUGCAUUUAAGCAUCCAAAACUUAUGUCUGGUCUGAGCUAGUCAGGUCAGUUCCCUCUACAGUCAGUGCAGACAUACUGGCCUUUCAAAGAUUGAGCUGUCCUGGAGAAAGUCCUAGGGAUGAGAUAAACCACUGCUUGAGCUAUGCUCUUCUCUUUCCUCCCCGGUGACCACUGUGUGGAGGUGGAGGAUUGGUUCAGAUUAGCUGCUGUGCUGCAGGUGAGAUAAAUUCCACUGCUCUUAAGAAUGAGAAGAUGUAAAGAAUAGAACAUAUAUACAUAUGAAGACAGAGACACUGGAGCAAGGGCCAGGCUUCAGUCAGAGAUUCAAAAGGAUGUGACAGUAAAAUUAUUGGUAUAUAAGAUUCUAGAAGUCUGGCUAGGUGGUUUAUUUAUAAGAACAUUCCUUUCAAGUUAUAACUAACAGUCUGUGAUUGUUGCUAACUCCCCACUUUUGCUCUAAGAUAGCACUAGUGUAUUAUCUGAUGUAUUCACCAAGAGCCAUCUCUCCAAACCAUCAUGUUUACUGCUUGAUUCUUUCUUGGCAUAGCUACUUCAUAAAUUCAUCCAUCCCAGAAAUGUAUUUUUUUUAACAUUGAAAUGAUAAAUUUUCCUCACCAGGUUUUUUUUUUUGGGUUUUUUUUUUGGGUUUUUUUUUGUUUUUGUUUUUUUUUUUGUUUGUUUGUUUGUUUGUUUUUUGUUUUGUUUUUUUUUCCUUGAAACAGUGUGUAGGUCAGUGUUUGCAAUCACUUGGGAAAGAAAGGGGAGCAGAUGGUGAGGUGCUGGCUGGAUGUUUCUCUCACUAUGAUUGUAGUUCCUAAAGUUUCUAUCUGACCCCUCCUGGAUCAUACUUGUGUUGUGAUGCACUUGGAGUACCCAGAUUCUCUGACAGGAACUGUGUCAGGCUCUGAACCAGAGAGGAGUGGGAAGAACCAGGGCUGCCACUCUGCCACACUGCUCCCAUACGUCUCUCUUCUGUUUGCAAUUUCCAUCCUGAUCCUCAGACAUCUCUGGUGAUUUUCACUGCACUCAUGGUCCGUGGGAAAGUUCCUCUUGAGAGGAAUCAGUAGUAUGCAGUCCUCCACACUGUGGUCUGUUGCUCUCCAGAGAAAAGGAUUAGAAAUAGUAUUGUCCUCAAGAGCUGAGAAAACUUGCAGAUUUUCCAUGCACAAUAAACAGUUUCUAUAAUUACCAGGAAAACAAAACAGAGAGGCAGAGCUGUGCAGCAGGGCCAGCCCAUCUCAUACACACUGCUGUGAUAAUGAAAUCCAAACCCUGUGGAAUUGCGGGCACAUUAUUCUUACUUGCUUUAAAGGUCAGCUGAGAAGCUGAUUUCUCAAACGGGCUCAUAGCUCUGAGACAAUGUAACACUAGUAAUUUCUUCAAAAAAAUUGCAGUUGUCAGAGAAACUGGAUUAGUAGCUCAUGGAGCUAAAAAUAGACACUAUGGGCUUGCCAGAGAGGGGUGAAAUCAGUGACAGAGGUGAAGGUACAUCAAAAUAUCAUAACAUCUGGAGAAAAAGCAACAAACAACUGAAAGCAAGUUAGCCAUAAAAUUACAUUUAAAAGAAUUGGAAUCACAAAGAAGAAGAAUGACAAGGUUUAGUCUUAAUUCUGUUUUAUUCAUCUUCUAAAUCCACCUUGCAGUUUCUGUUUUAUCUGCUGAAUCAGUUUGGCCACAGUCCCUCCAAAGUACCACAAAUUAAGCACUGAAAGUCAUGUUAGAGCCAUUAUUUGAAUACUGAAAAAGAAGUUUUUGGCUUGAUGUUUCCAUCUUCUUCGCAGGAGGGAGGAGGAUAUAAUUUAUUGCUAAAUUUAUUGAAAUGAAAAAUAAAAGCUAAACUGCCAAAACCCAAAUCUAAUAACAGAGCUACAGUGAAAGAAAAUUUCCAAACCUCAGCAAAUCUUUACUAAAAAGUGGGUAAUUAUUUUUCAUUGCCUCAAACAUUUACAUUUUAAAGAAUUCUGUACCAUGAUUUUGCAAGUUCAUAUUGCUUCUUGCUUGGAUUUAACAAAUGAAACAAAACAAACCACUUCUUUGUUCUUAAUUCUUCUUCAAUGACUUAUUUUCUGCAGCAGGGCAAUUUCACCAUGCUAUGUAUGACCUGAAGGAGCAGCAAUCCACUGCAGACAGGGAACCUCAGCCAGUUUGGUCAAGGUUAAAAGUUCUUCAAGGUACAGGCUGGGUCUCAGCUGAAGACAGGGUUGGCAGUAGUUGCAUGCAGUUCCUCCUAUGACUUAAGUAAUUCUUUCAAUUACAUAUUCACCUAUGCAUAUCUCAGGAAUAACCUACACCACUUUCUUUACAAACUCUUUCUGUAGUAUGUGUCUUUUCUGCACACCUGUUACAAAAUCUCUGCAUUUCAGAUCUGAGGCACUGGCAAGUGUAGGAUAUAAAUAAUAACUUAUGUCAGCGAAGCAAAUCACUGUGAAAAAUACAUGUAAAGUGUUUAUGCUCGUUGUCUUGUAUAUAUGCUCUUUGGAUGUCUUAUAAUGUUCUUUGCAAAUUUUUGUUCUUGCAGAAGUCCUCAUUGUAAAAGAGGUAAAGAGUAAUCUUGAUUUUUGGAUUUAAUUAGCAUCAGUGCCAUUUAUCUGGCAUUAAGUCUGUCCCAUUAUUACCAGGUUCAGUGGUGGAACAGAAAUGUCAGGACAAGCAGCACCAGCAGUUAUCUGCAUCCUAUGUCCUACACAUUAUCUACACAUUCCAUGGCAUACUUUGAAUUUUGUGAUAUGACUGCUUUAAUUUGUAGAAAUAUAUUUAGGGAUAAAUAAUACAAAAUAUGUGGACAUUGUCUGAUAGCUGUCUUGAGAUAUUAUGGCUAUAUUGUCACCUACCCUUGGGAUUACUCUAAACCAAAUCAUGCACCUUUAGCAUCCAUCCUUACUUCUGUGAAAAGUAUGGCCCUCUUCUCAUCCCUUUACUUUUUAAACUUCAGUUUCUUUAAGGCCCAGAGAUUAAUGACACAAGUGUUUUCCAGCAAAGUAUUAUAAGAGAACAGUAACUGUGUGUUGUUUUUUUGGUUUUUUGUUUUUUUUUCCCUGAAUAUCCUGUGCUCCACUGCUAGGACUGACUACAUUCCUGCUUGAAAUAAAUUUCCCAGUUUACUAAAAUUUGCUAAAGUUCUUCUUUGCAGGAUCCCAUAGUGCUUUGAAGAGGCUGUGUGUAUCCUGUCACAGGUGCCACACAUAAAUAUUAAGGUGUUCUCAGAUCACCAUCCUGGAGAGUCCAACCAAUUAUUUCACAGCCACAAAUAAUCCUCUUGCUCUCUUUGCCACUUUCCUUUGCCUCUAAGGCCAAUCUUAGAGAGGGAACUGAUUGCUACUAAAAAUAAUCUACUGGUUUAUAUUUAUAUAUUUCAGUGAGAUUAGUUUGUAAUAAGCAGAAACUUUUGCAAAUCAAGCUUGUAUUAUUGGCAUGAAGUUCACAGCCUGGGCCUACCAAGUUGUAGUUCAGUCUCUUCCCAAAGUCUUUGAUAACAAAUGGAACUUUGCAUGCAGUUUCUCACCUAGAAGAAGAGAUUAUAAUUUUCCAGUUGUCUGUGACUGUGGUUCUGAUUCUCCCUUCUAAUCAGGAGUCAUGAAAUUCAAGAAAGUGUGAAUUGAAAGUAAUUUUUGGUACUUCAUUAAACAAUUUUUCCAGAAACCAGCUGAAAUUGGUGAUUUAACUGGUGAUUCAUUCAGGCUCUUCUUCAUUUCCUCUGAAAGGAAAGCUAAAGGACAAUUAACUUUGCUGCCGUAGAGUUGUAUCUUUCAGCUUUUCAGUGUUGCCAAAGUAAAAUCUGAGGACUAAUUCCUAUCUAAGGUGAUCACAAACAUCUGUAGGAACAGAGCCAGACAUAUGUAAAGGUAACUUGGAUUAUUGUAGGAAGAUGGAUUUCACCUGAGUUCAUGAUGCUCAGUUCCGGGAGUGGGAAUUUUAGGAAGGGUUACGAACCACCCAUUGCUGGUGUGUCAUUUACUGAGAGCAGACCAAAGGGACAGAACCAUUUAGCAGAGUUUUAAUUUCAGCUUUAUGAAUGCUGAGAAUUGCUGCUUGUCUUGUUUCAAUCUUCUCUGUUCUGGAUGCUGGAUAAAAGUAUUUGGUCCUCCUAAAAUGUGAAGACUGACCACCUCCAAGCCUGCACUCCUGUGGAAAUAGACAAAUAUCCAUCCCUUGAGUGCAAAGGCUUUUUGUGUAGUUCUGUAAUACUGUUGUAGUGUUGUCUUACAGGGCUUAUCUGAAGAGACUUGUACAAGCAUUCUGCACUAAUAAGAUUACAACCUUGCACUAUCAACAAUGGUUGCUUAGCAUUAAAAUAAUCUUGGAUGCCAUUAAAGAGUACUAGAGUUCUAUCAGGGUUUAGAGCACAGAGAUGUUUGUAAACCUGAACAUGUUUGUAUGAAAUUUCUCACAGACAAAGGAUAAUCUAAUUAAUGACAGUAUUUCCAUUUUAGUAAUACACAGAGGAGGUAAGGCAGUGUCCCUAGAGACUUCUGUCAACUUAAUGAUUAAGAGAUUAACUUUAGUACUCUGUAAAUCUGAACAUUGUUUUAAAACAUCGGCCUGCAAUCAAUUGAGAAGGGAUGGGGAGGGUUAGAGUUUUGCUGUCAGAGGGAAUGAACAGAAAAGCUCAGAAAGCCUAUAAGCCAGGAUCUUCCCACACUGAAAUCAAGGGAUUAAUUGCAAAAUUGCAUCUGAUUACUUGUCCUGUAACUAACUGUUCAGCAAAGGAAUCCACCUGCCAACAGAAGCAGAGUCCAUCCAAACUCUCACAUGCUGCAUUUAAAUUUUUUUAUUGGGAUUUGUUUGGCAGACUUAGUGGUCUGGAAGUUCCAGUAAGUACCUCUGGUUGAAAGUUGCUAUUUCAGUUAUGAUUGCUUCCCCAAACCAACUGAAUUUAUUACUAACCAAAGACUUACCUACUUGAAAAAAAAAAACAAAACAAAAACAAACCGGUAAAUUUGGUUUUGUCAUUUGUGUCUUUUUUUUGACUGUGAGCAGUUGAAGUGCAUGAUGUAUGUACUAACCAGGCCUGUGCUGUGGCAUUGAACAAGUUAUUCAGGGCUGCAGCACCAGUAUAACACAUUCAGAAUUCAGUAUUAAUCCCUCCAUGGGAACACGAGUCUAUGUAAAAACUUGAUGUGCCAUAUGUGUAGGCCAUGGGAAAAUUGUGUGUGCAGUGAACUAUAUACGGUCUUAAAAGCUUUAACAUUUGUACUGCUCUUCCUAUAACAGAAUGUAUGUCUUGAUAGUUGUUGAUCCUAUGAGCUUCUGAAAAAAAAAAAAAUCUAAAGUUUAUUCUUCUUGUCUUAAAAUUACUGUUUUGUGUCUAACUGUUUACACAGACCUGCAUACAGCAAAUGGUCUUUCUCUGUAUGUUGCUGGGAAAUGGAAAAGCAGAUGCUAUUUGUGAAUCUUGCAGGCUUAGAGAGAUCAGUGAAUGCCUUUCCUGAAUCUCCUCCUGAUAAGCCACUUCAUUUACUAGCAAUUGCAAACAGUGCCAAUAGCCUGGGCCUUCUUUAAAGGAAACAAAACAGCCUUGUUCUGUUCCAUUCUAUUGAUACUUCUUAUUUUAAUCUUUUUGCCUCCUUUUGAGUAGGCUUUGGUGAUACAAUUCUUCCAAAGUGUAACUGAGGACAGUUUGCCUUUUUUACCCCUCUUUUUUCAAAGCCACUGAAGGCCUCAAACAAGAAGAAGAAACUUUACAAAACUCAUGCAGGUACGUUGUUAACAGGUAGCAGAAGGAUAAAACAGCCUUCUCAGAGUAUCCCAAACUAUCUUUUAACAGUGUGCCUGCACUGUGUUGUGACUUCUUGCUUUCAUAAUGUGACCUGCUAUUAAUGGUGUUUGUUGCAAUGAGGUCCUUUUAGUUUGUCCUAAAAGAUUUUACUUGUUUGUUACCAUACUAGAAACAUAAUGUACACUCUAUAAGAAAAGCAAUAUACAAUAUACUAUACAUCUUCUAUUUCAAUGCCUCCAGCUUUAGGCUAGUAUUCAUAUCAGUGUUUAUAAUCAAAAUGCAGAUUUUCAUGUUCUUCACAGGACCAAGCAAAGUUUUGCCUUGUCUAAAUACUAACAGUAACAUUUCUAUUCAACAAAUACUCUUUUUUCUCAUGCUUCUAGUUUCCUUGUGGUGGGCUCCAUCCUACUGAUUCCCCAUUAAUGCAUUUGAAAGGGGAAAGCAAUGAGCUAUUUUAUUUCAGUGCAUGACCUUUGCACAGUACCUGAUUCAUAAAGAUAAAUAGAUCCAAAAUUUCAUUUAUGAGUUACUAGUGAUCAGCAAAACAACAAAAAUCCUUUGAAAUUCAGCUGAGGAAAUUCUGAAGUUCUUGCAUUGCUUAUUCAGUUUUGCAGUUUCUUGAGUCAUUAUAAUGGAUAUAUUUUAUUAAGCCUUUGCCAUAGACACUGGCAUCUUCAUAGAAGUUGUUCUGAUUUCUGCUCCCAGUUAUAUGUGAAAGCAUACUGUAAAGAAAUUAUUUGGAUUUUUAAAAAAAUCAUGCAAGUUUUCUUCACAUCAUUUCUUUGUUUGACCUCAUCUUCUGGUAGGGAGCUAACUUUAAUUAAUUUUUUUCAUAACAGUAGUACAGUGUCCAUAAAAAUGUUUAUCCAGUGAAAUGUCACUCAAAAAUAUUUUGAUCCUGAUUGUGACCAGGAUGCUUUAUUUCAGAGCUAAGCCACUGAAGAGGUGAUCAAAGAAGACAGAAUAUUAGGACAAAUUAAGAAAUUUUUGUGCAUAUGGUUAAAAAAGUGAUAUGAUGUAAUUGAGCUGGUUUUUUUCCUCAUUAAAAUUUGCUUAUACACAUUACAGCUGCUCAUAAAAUAUUUAUUUCUUCCUACACUGUCUUUCUUUUGAAGUCAAAAGAUCUCCAAAGCAAAAAAGUUAUCUGACUUUGUCAAAUUACAUAGCAAAUGCAAUGCAGACACCAAAUCCAUCCAGGCUUUAGUAGUCCCAAAGGUAGCUAAUUCACUGGAAGUCAUUGACAGAGCUUGUUCUUCUGAACAUUGUAAUAACACAGUGUGAAAUGCACUGGUUCACUUACAUUGUUGGCUGCUCAAGGUACCACCCAGACUGUAUUUAUUAUUCUUCUCUCAUUGCUUGGAAAGGAGGGGAAAAAAAAGGAGAAAAAAGCUUAGGUCUGUGUCUCUGCAUUACUCCAGUUCUCAUAUGGCAGACUGCAUCUGGUAGUAUGCUGCAGACUUGCUUUGCCAUGACAGAGAAGAUGGUUUGUCUCUUUUGUGGCACUUUUUUUUUUUUUCUCCCUAUCUGGAAUUUUUUGACAUCUCUUCAACCAUGUCAGUAGCUUUUUUUUGGCUGCUCAAAGCCUGGAAAUCCUGGAUGAAAGGCAGCACUAAACAAGUGCAGAACAAUUCUGUAUCUCAGGUGAGAAGUUUUGUAAGGAUAUUUUAUGUUUAUUGCUAGGGGCAGACCAACUUUCCAAGUUCAGUGGGCUCACCUUAUGCUGUAGAGCUGAUGUGUAAAGGCACAACACAUGUUGACACAUUUCUCAGCUAAUGCAGCCACAUGGUCAGUGCAGUUCAGCAUGGCAAAUCCUGAGAAUACGGAAUUUGCAGCAAUUGGAAUUUCAGUUGUUUGAAGGAAUACAUGAUAUGUAGCACCUGCUCUCUUGUGUGUCAUGAAAACUAUAUAGAAAUAUAGGAAAAUAAGAAGGAAAGGAAAAAAGAAACAAAUGAGGGCAACUGUGAGGCAGAGCUCAUUUAUCAAAUUUCACAUUCCACAGAGGCAGAACUAAAACCAUUCAAAUUCAGUGGUCAGUGCUGAUCAGCCAUCUUGUAGGAGUUCCACCUCAGUUUCCAUAGGUAAAUUUUAUACUGAGCAGCUCUAAUACUGCCACAGGGCAGGAGGUGUUUGGCUUUUUAAUAACCACUAAAAGUUUGGUUAAAGAUUGGUUGCUGGAGUGCUCAAUACCCACACACCCUGCUGGGUCUUGGCAAGUCGGACUCACUUUCCAGGUUUCCAAGGUUUUGUGGUGGGAACUUUGAAUGUUCUUGUGAAUCAGGACUGACCAGGGGUGGUCCUAAGCCUUCACAAACAUAUGUUCAGGACCAGUUGUACACACAUCCUACACACAUGCCUACGUAUUUUAUGAAUCAGGUCUGUGAUCAAUGUUUUGAGCAGUUAGUGUGCUGCAGUUUCAUGGGGUUACUCUCUCUUCGGUUUGCACUGUAAAUAAUACUGUACAUCUGCUAUUUUAUGAUACAAAUGCCAUGUGAGUUGCUUAUUUUUAAAAUGUUAUAUAGCUCUGUUAUGAUUUAUUUGCAAUGCCAUAUUGCAGUAUUGGUUUAAUAUACAAUGUAUCUCAAUGGCAUGAGUGAAAUUGCUUAUAUUUUGCAAUGUCAAAUAUUUUAUUUUUGUUUUUUAAAAUGAAUACAUUUCAUCCUAUGCAGUUCCAUAAAUGUUUCUUAAGUGGCUCAUUAUGUCUGAAAAUAUUGCUUCCUCUCCAGUAGUGCAAGCAUAACAACUAGUACUCCUGAUCAAAAUCAUCAGAUAUAUCAUCUAGCAAUUUCAGAUUAGAAAUGUAUGUACAAAUAUGUAAGCAUUUAUAGUUAAUCAGAACAUUUACUAUAUCUUCCUUACUUUUCAUGUAAUGAUACAUUUUAAUCAUUUUGUAUUCUUUUUAUUUGUAAUUAUUUGUGAUUCAUACACAGUGUAAAUAACAUGUUUCAUUAUGCAAGUUUUCUAGGUAUUCAAGACUACAAAAAGGUUUGUAUAUGAAAAGAAACUGAAAGUAGAUUGGAAUGACAUAAAAUAAAGUGGUGAUGACUAUGUUCUAUUUAUACUGUUCAUUUCCAAGAUGUCUGUUAAAGAAAAAAUAUUUUAUUUGCCCUUUAAUGUCCAACCAGUUAUUUGAAGUAUAUUUACAUCAAUAAAUCAUGCAAAAGUCUAUUAAAAGUCAUGAAGAAUCAUUGA
Passer domesticus (house sparrow) is the source of this 20402-nucleotide messenger RNA. It is a transcript of the gene GUCY1A2, whose product is annotated as guanylate cyclase 1 soluble subunit alpha 2. Bases 310 to 2463 code for a protein of 717 amino acids. Lineage: Eukaryota; Metazoa; Chordata; Aves; Passeriformes; Passeridae. Gene Ontology annotation, molecular function: guanylate cyclase activity; heme binding. The record is from RefSeq and is a predicted model, not a curated record. The transcript has 8 exons. Gene Ontology annotation, cellular component: guanylate cyclase complex, soluble. Gene Ontology annotation, biological process: response to oxygen levels; cGMP biosynthetic process.